AUACGCUAAAAACAAAAGUUUGAUCAUGAUCUGCUGAAUUACACUACUGUCUUAUACAUUUUUGUAAUACGAAAAGUCAGCGUGAAAGUGGUUAGUUAGUGGCCUAACCACCGUAAGAGGCGGCAAUACGUGUUGGGUUCUCCACAAAACUUGGCUUUCAUAGUAAUUCUGUCUCUGCCAUUCAAUUUCUGAUUCUUUUUUCAGUUUCUGAUAACAAAUUACUAAUCUUUCAUCCUUUUUCAUUUCUGGGUCAUCAGUUUUUAAAAGUUUCUGUAUUAAAUUUUUGAGCUUGAUUCUUUGAAAUUUGCUGAUUUCUUGAGCUAUUUCUGGGUGGUCAUCCCAUUUUGUUGUUUGAAUUUGAAGAUGGGAGGUGCAGUUGGAACUGCUAAAACAUCAGCUUAUGUACCAGAGACGAGGCUUGAGGCUAAAAUGGUCGAAGCUAUGCGGCGAAGAGCUGCUGAAGGAUGUUCUAUCAAGUCAUUCAACAGUAUAAUCUUGAAGUUCCCUAAAAUUGAUGAGAGUUUCAGAAAAUGUAAAGCUAUCUUUGAGAAAUUCGAUGAGGAUUCCAAUGGCACAAUUGAUCAAGAAGAGAUGAGAAAAUGUUUACAUAAGCUAGAAGUUUCUUUUACAGAGGAGGAAAUCAAUGAUCUCUUUAAGGGAUGCGAUAUCAAUGACGAUAUGGGCAUGAAGUUUAAUGAGUUCAUUGUACUUCUCUGUCUUGUCUAUCUUCUUAAGGAUGAUCCUACUGCCGUCCAUGCCAAAUCCAAAAUGGGAAUGCCCAAAUUAGAGGCCACAUUUGAAACAUUGGUCGGAGCAUUUGCAUUCUUGGACAAAAACAAGGAUGGCUUCGUCAGCAAGAAUGAGAUGGUUCAAGCCAUAAAUGAAUCUGGAGAACGUUCGUCUGGAUCUGGACGAAUAGCGAUGAAACGAUUUGAAGAGAUGGACUGGGACAAAAAUGGAAUGGUUAAUUUCAAAGAGUUUAUGUUUGCUUUUACGCGGUGGGUGGGAAUAGAUGACAUGGAGGAUGAGGAAGAUGAUGAAGCUAAUGUCUGAAUUCUAGUUAUGGACUCGAGAAUCGCCGCUGUGAAUUUCCGAGAAAGCUGUUUCCCACACAAGGUCCGUCAGAUUUACAUUUCCAGAAAUGGUGAAUUUGAUAUUACGUGAAAUGCUUAAUUCUUCACCCCUUCCUGAAUUUUGUGCUGUAAAUAUAGUUUCAAGAAUAGAACCACAAACGCAUUGCAAUAAAUAUCGCCGCGCUCGUAAUUAUGAACACUGUAUUGUAUGAUUUCAGCAUAGUUUAUCAGCAGGUUGAAUGAAGCAAGUUGUGAUUAUUUAAGGGCUCAUGCCUUCAA
Molecule: messenger RNA, 1352 nt
Organism: Mercurialis annua (annual mercury)
Lineage: Eukaryota; Viridiplantae; Streptophyta; Magnoliopsida; Malpighiales; Euphorbiaceae
Product: probable calcium-binding protein CML21
Exons: 5
Coding region: 364-1053 (229 amino acids)
Molecular function (GO): calcium ion binding
Source: RefSeq, a predicted model, not a curated record